AGCAGCAUGAAAAAGAACCAGACCAUGCAGGGCACUUUCAGCAAACUCUUUGGGAAGAAGCAUGCCCACCCCUCCACCACGUCCCUCUACGCCACCAACCCACCCUGGAUUUUCACCCAAGAGGCCCAAGAGGAGGGGACCAGGGACUUUGAUGGGAUCUAUUAUGGAGACAAUCGGUUCAACACUGUGAGCGAAUCAGGAACAGCCACGCUGAAAGCCCGGCCCCGAGUCCGGCCCCUGCUGACUUUCAUUCCCCUGAAUGCCCAGGAGAACCAUGGGCUGGCUGUGCCCACCCCGUCUGUCCCAGAAGAUUUUGCAGACAAAGAAGUAGGAGGUACCGGCACACUAGUGAACGGCAACCUCCGCCUGUACAGCUCUGUGGGUGACCUGAGGCCGGUACACUACGAUCUGGACUCUUCCAUCCCCCCACCUCCCCCAGGCCCAGCCCCAGGGCCACCCCAGGACACUUCACAGCCUCCAGGAGAGUCCCCUCCACCACCACCUCCUAUUCCUCCUCCUCCUCCCCCUCCCCUGCUGGUGGAACCCCCACCCCCACCCAGCACAGCCCCACCUCCACCCCCAGCGUUAGACACCUUAUCCCCACCCUCCACACCCACCCCUCCUGACUUCAUCCCCCCUGCCCCACCAUCUGCUUUCCUGAACCCCCCUCCACCUUCUUCGCCAGCCCCAGGACCCCCAGCUCCAGUCUCUCUUCAUACAACUGGAACUCCUCGCCUCUUCCCCACUGGGGCUAUUAUCAAGUGGAAAUCAGAAGUAGCACUCAAUGGCAGGCAUCCAGAGGACCCCAGAACCAGCCCCCCCAAAAGCCCUGCUGAACUAAAGAGGAGCCCCAUAGGGCCUAGCCCAGAACCCCACCUCACCUUCCCCAGGUCACCGAAGGUGCCUCCCCCAACCCCAGUCAGGACCUCAUCUAUCCCAGUUCAGGAAGCACCAGGAGCUUCUCCAGAGGAGGAGGAAGCCACCCAGAAGAGCUCCGCCCACCUCCCACCGCCUCCCAGUUUCAAUGUCCGCCCUGCAUCUCAGGUUUACCCCGAGCAGUCCAGAGAGCCCAGGCUCGAGACACCGGGCAGCCCACGGCUCAGGCAGUCUGAGCCCCAGACAAAUGGACAAGCUGGAGCUCCACCCCCAGCUCCUCCCUUACCUCCACCGGCUCCCCCACUUCCUCUGCCAGCAUCCUCCCUGCCUCCAGCUGCUCCUCCUUUGCCCUCUACUGAGCAGGCAGCCCCUCCAUCUUCUGGAUUUAUGAAGACCUCCAAAUCCAGCUCACCUGCUCUCAACCCCAAACCCAACCCCCCUAGUGUGGAGGACACAGCCUCUGCAGAGCCUGUUGACUGGAGAGACCCCCGGCAGAUGGAAAAGCUUCGAAGUGAGCUGGCAGCCUAUCUGUGUGGGUCCAGGAAAGAGGAUCGGUCACUCAGCCACAGGCCAGUCCCUACGGUGGCCUUGAAGGACAAGAACAAGAAGAGUAGCAGCCCAUCAGAGGAGGGAGCUCCUCCAAGCCUGCCUGAGAAGAUACACCCCUGUGCUCCUGAGAAGAGCCCCUCCAGGAGCAGCUUGCCAGAGAGAGAAGCCACCAGCAGCCCAGCCCUACCCCCUGUGGACUACAUGCCCCAGGAUGCUCCAGCCCCCAGUGUCAGGCAGAUCCGGAAUAAGCUAGAGGCUCGGUUUGCCUCCUCGGCUGAGAAGGAAGCCAAACCCAACGUAGCAUCUCUGCCCCCCAAACCCCAGCUAGAAGAGGGAAGAGCCUUUGAAAACGGGACUGAUAAGGGCAGAUUCCAUAAGCCUGCCACCAAGAAUCCACCCCAGCCAUCUACCACCCCUCUGCCUGCCCCAACACUCCAGUCCAAGGUUGUACCUGGUCCAGCAACACCACCCAAAGUCACACCUAAGCCAGCCACACCACUCAAGCCUACACCUGGGCAGGCCAUACCACCUAAGGCCUCACCUGGGCUAACCUUACCACUCAAGCCUACACCUGGACAGACCACACCACCCAAGAACACACCUGGGCAGACCACACCACCCAAGAACACACCUGGGCAGACCACACCACCCAAGAACACACCUGGGCAGACCACACCACCCAAGGACACACCUGGGCAGGCCACACCACCCAAAGAUGCACCUGGGCAGGCCAUGUUACUCAAGGAAGCACCCGGGCUGUCUACCCAACCCUCUCAGCUGAUGGCAGAGAAGGACCUUGCCUCUGUAAGGCAGAGAGAAAAGCCAGAAUCUCAAGAAAACACAGUGGCUACCCAACUGUCCACAGAUGGCGCCCUCUCUCCUCCAGCUAUUCCACCAAAGUUGUCUACCGGUGGAGAAGAGGCGCCAUUUCUCUACAGACCCCAUCGCAGCCAGAAUAGCCACAACCGAGGGGUUGCUGUAGUGACUCCCACUCGGGCCAGAGGGGAGACUACAGACUCAGGGGAUCUAGUGGACGAAAAGGAGCUCCAACACCAUCCAGACAAACCUCUCACCCCAGUCCAGCCAGCUGACCAACUCCUCAGACACCCAGUGACCGGGGAAGUGGUAGAGCAGGGUUCCCCAAUGGCCCUGCUCCUCGCAGCCAGACAGAGGGCACAGAAGACUAGGGCUGGAGGGACUGCGAUUGGACGGUCCUCUUUGCCAGGGAGUCUCCGUGACCAUAGCAACCAACCAGAGGCCAGCUCUGACAGCAUCUUUUACAGAGGUAGCCGGCCUAACUCCUUCAUUGUGGUCCCUAAGGUGCCCAGUGAGACAGAGGACUCCCAGCUGAUUGCAGCACGGCCCACUGGGCCCAGUCAGUGGAAGCCCCAGCAGGGACGAGACACACAAGGCUCAGAGCCAACCUACAGGCAUGGGUGGACCAAGGCCGAAUCCCCAGCCCCUGUGGCCCGGGAAAGACCAGCUCCCUCAAGCUUACUCCAGGGCCGCGCCCUCCCCAAGUCCUUCUCUUCUCCGCCCUCUCCUUCCUACAAGAGGGAAGAAGAGGAGGAGGAGUUCAGCUUUGAUAUCAUUCCUCCGCCGCCAGAGUUCAGCAAUGACCCCGAACCUCCGGCCCUUGGGCAGCAGCAGCAGGGCCAUCGCGGGUCCCCACCCAGGAACAACUUCUCUGAUUUGGGGCAGUCCCGGAGUCCCAAUCCGGCUCCUGGCUUCUCGCGCUUCCCGGGGAUUCAAUACUCCGAGCUCGGGGGUCUGGAUCGCUUCUCGGGCAGCGGACGAUCGCUCAUCAAGAAACGCCUGUACGUCGGGGAGCCCCAUCGCAACCCCGGGACGCCCCGUGGCUCUACUGGCCGCAGCCUGAGCUCCCCUAACUGCUUCGGACCGCAGCCGGGAGGACCUGAGAUGCGACGGGUCAACUCUGGGGGCCGAGCGGCCCCCGGUGGCCUGCAAGCACGGAGGCUGUCGCUGGAGGGCGCCCGGGGUGCGGCCGAGGUCAAGUACAAGACGCCCGGCGGAGGCGGUGGUAGUGGCAGCAAAGCUGGGGGUUAUGGCUUUGUCCCUGCCAAAGGCAGCAGGUCUCCUCACCGCAACACUCACUAUGGAAGCCCCAUCAAUACGUUCACAGUGAGGCCUGGGACCCGCCAUCCCAUCUCCUACGCCUACCCUGGGACCCAUCGGAAAACCACUUCCUGAGCCACGUGGUUCACUCGGCUGACUUCCAGGGGUUGGAUCUGGGCAGUUGUUUUGCGGGGGGUGGGAAGUCGCUCAAGGUAUUAUAGGUCCCAGCUCAGACACCACUGAGAGCCUUUGUUCUGGAAGACAGACAGACAGACAGACAGACAGACAGACAGACAUAUCUGUCUCUGAAAGUACCAAGGGACAGCUUGGCUAGGGACUGUUGGCAGCUGGGGAUGGGAGGAGGGAGACUGAGGAGGAGCUUUCUGGGCCCUGUUUUUACUAUCUGGUACUGUCUGUGUUAGCAAGGUUUAUUGGAACCCAGGGGGUUACAGUUUGCCUGUCAGAACCUCAUAAAGGACAGUGGAGGUUGUCUUUAACCUCUACCUGUUACACUGAACAGGUAAUGGCUGGCCUUCCUAGCCACUUGGAGGUAAGUUCAAGACCAUUUGCACAACACAGGGCUCUGCAUCAGAAGCCUUAUGCACCAGCCAGGGCCAAGCAGGGUCAUUGCUCCUUGGCGCUUACUCACAAGGAGGCCAUGAGAAUGGGAGAUGGAAGAUGAAGGCUUGCUUUUCCAUUCAGGCCCAUGAAGUCCUGGUUCAAGGGAUUGGGCCCAAGGAGCUACAAGGUCUAGGAAGUAUAUAGAACAUUGGAGAGAGGUCUUGUAAGGUCAAGGUAGUCUGCUAGGGCCAGUUCAGAGCAAGGGAGACUUGUCAAUCGGGUGACCAUUUGUCCUCUGCCUGCGUGGUCCAGGGUUAUACCAGUGAACUGGAAUAUAUGUAUAAUAUAUUCUAAUAUGUGUUUGUGUGUUAUGUCAAAUAGAGCAGGAACAAUAGUUCUUCAGGUGGGGAAUGGCUGGACCUGGGACCAGAUCAGGGCAGAUGGGAAAGGAAGGGCAGAGCAGGGGUAGACAAGAGGAAGCCCUCUCUGGGGCUUCGUGACCCGUGGUACCAGCUGCAGUACCAGGUGGCUGGGACAGCAGGUGAACCAUUUCAAGUAAAGAUCGUGUGGAGACGGCUGCCACUCAGGUGGCUCGGGCCGGCUAACAGCUUCACUGUGCUCACAAAGCCAAGCCCAGCAACACAACACUGGUCUAUAAAUGUGUUUUCCCUCAGUAGGGUUUUAGAAGAGUUUGCUAAUUCAUCUGCUGCUUUGAGGAGAAGAGUGGGGUGUGGUCUCCCGGCAGGGGCGUGCUCUGGGGUGGAUGGAGAAGCACUUGGUCUCACUGGACACGGGAAAUAAAUAGCCAGUUUGGACUGGCCUCUGCUCUGCA
This is a messenger RNA of Arvicanthis niloticus (Nile rat), 4894 nucleotides long. RefSeq names its product chromosome 17 C6orf132 homolog (gene C17H6orf132). The record is from RefSeq and is a predicted model, not a curated record. NCBI's taxonomy places the organism in Eukaryota, Metazoa, Chordata, Mammalia, Rodentia, Muridae.